UGCCAUACUUUCAGAUGCUCAAUUCUUAAACGUAAACUAUGUGUUUCCUAUCCGCUAAGCAACUUUGUGAAUAAUUCUGUUGAAAUAAAUUAUUGAUUCUUUGGAAACGAUUUGGCGAAAAUGUCUGACGGAGGAUAUUACCUGGAAAUAAACGAGCAGAUUUGCUGCCGGGUUAAUCUCAGCGUUAGGAAUUGGAGAGGCGCCUACCGGACGAGUCCGGCUUUCGGCGGACACGGCGACGCCGAGUUGGUCUCAUCCCAGGACUACAUGAGCCCGACGUACAGGGCGCUGGACGCGAGCGGCGUUCCCCUCGGGAGCGCCGUCUUCUACGGCGCCAACGUGACGUGGCAGGACGUGCGCCAGAUCACGUCCAACUUCACCCCGGACGUGACGGCCUUCUGCGACGUGAAAGGGGAGAACAAGAGCUACAACCUGUCCGAGGUGAACUACUCCCUGGUCUCCCAGGCGGAUUACAUGGGCCGAGUCCUGGGGGAGCGCUACGUCAGCACCGAGAAGCUGGUGGUCCUGACCUUCCUGUACGUCCUCAUCUUCCUGACCGGCGUCCUGGGCAACGUCUGCACCUGCGUGGUCAUCACGCGGAACCGGUUCCUGCACACGGCCACCAAUUACUACCUGUUCAGCCUGGCCAUCUCUGACGUCAUCACUCUGCUGCUGGCUCUUCCGCCGGAAGCGACGUCAGUCUGGGAGAGCUACCCUUUCAUCUUCGGCUCCGUCUUCUGCUACAUCAAGUCGUUCGUCUCGGAGAUGACCUCCUACGCCUCCGUGCUAACCAUCACCGCCUUCACCAUCGACCGGUACGUCGCCAUCUGCCACCCGCUUCGCUCGCAGGGGCUGUCCAGCCUCUCUCGGGCGGUCAAGAUCAUCGUCCUGAUCUGGGUGGUGGCCUGCACCUGCGCCCUUCCCUACCCCAUCCACACCCGGACUUUCUACUACAUGGCGGACCCCUGCACGCUGGAGCCCCUCCCGGACUCGUUCGUGUGCAACAUCCCGGACAGGUUCCGGCACAACAUGAAGUACAUGUUUCAGUUCUCCACCUUCGUCUUCUUCAUCAUCCCCAUGGUCGUCAUCACCAUCAUGUACGUGCUCAUCGGACUUACGCUGGUCAAGACUGACCAGUUCGCCGAGGGCAAGAAAAACAAGCAGGCAGCUGUGGCGGCUGCUAAGGCGAAAAAGGCGGUCCUCAAAAUGUUGGUGGCUGUUGUGAUUGCGUUCUUUGCCUGCUGGGCGCCAUUUCAUGCACAGAGGUUGAUGACGCUAUUCGUCCCUGUAGACGCAUGGACAGACACGCUGCUAAGUCUGCAGACGAGCAUAUUUUAUGUUUCAGGUGUGCUCUACUUCUUUAGCUCCACAAUUAACCCAAUCCUGUACAACGUCAUGUCCAAAAGAUACCGCCAGGCCUUCAAGAAAACUCUCAACGUCUGCUUCAAGGGGAAACACUCGGAGUACAGUGAGAACAGCUACUUCCGGUCCAAUCCCCACAAUACAUCAGUAACUGUCUAUACCAACCAUCGUCUGUUGGUCAAGGACAGAGUGGCCAAAAAUGGGGAUAUCGAGGUCAACGAUUCUACUAACGUCUGAUCUCAAUUCUGGAAUCUCCCGCGAGAAUAGCAGCAAAUAAUAUCCGAUUGAGAUCGAUACUGAUCAACCAUAUUUAGCGAUGCCUAAGCCUACACACCAAGAGACGUUUUUUCACUUUGAUAUGUUAACAUGGAGCAGGCGUGACAACAUCUCGCUUAGGAUCUCGCAAAACGUGAUUACCUUUUGGCGGCAGAGUGAUUGCAUCUUACUCGACGCGGAUUAGAAUGGAAAAUGUCACUGAAAUGAAAAGGUACAUUUGGACUGCUACGAAAUAGUCCUUUAGCCCAUUAACACUGAAUACAAAUAAUGCACUUGGUACACUUGGUACGCAUUUAGAAUUAGAAAUGGAAAUAAUGUUCGCAAAAUGAAAUAUUUAAGGAAAAAACAUAACAAUCUUCAAUUUUUGUAUUUCUCUUAGUUUUCAAAAUUUACAUUUUUUUAUUUUUUUUUUGUGAAUUGUGAAAAUGCUAUUUUGCUAUUUUUGUGUAAAACUUGAUCUUAAUAUAAAGUGGAUUAUAAAAAGGAAAGUAAUCAAUCUUUUGUGCAGCUUCUAGGACUUAUUACGAUAAUUAUUCUACAAGGAAUACAAUUGUUUAAACAUAAAACAAUUACCUGGCAAAAGAUUCACUUGACCGAAUCAUCCGAUAAAUGUGUGUUGGUUUGGGGAUAGCUACAGAGGAAUGUGGUGUUGCUUCAAUUUAAACCACGGAUAUUAGUGCAUCAUUUGGUCAAGACGUCUGAUGACUCUGACUCGACUAAAGUAACAGGUUAAUGCUAAUCGCAGAGCUAAGGGCAUUCGUUGAAUGUGUCUACAAUGCCAUUAGGAUUGCAACAAUCUGCUGGACUAUUCACCUCGUGACUUCUGCUUUGAACUCUUGUGGUUCAGAGAUAUGCUCAAUAAACUCCGAGAUUCAAUUUGACUUGUUUAAUUCUGUACACCAGUGAUGCCCAAGCCACGACCCGCGGGUCAUCGUGGAUCUCGGCUAUCCGGCUAUCCUCGAAAGUUUUACACACCUUGUAACAAAGAAACCGCCGAAGGUCAGUUCUGUUGGAUUUGACUAUUUUAGCCCUACUGCGGCCUUUGAUACAGGUUUUAAGAAUGGAUAUUACCCCCCCCCCAACCAAUAACAGGCCGAAAUAUAGCUGGGCAUCACUGCUUUAGACCACAUGCAAAACUACAAUCAAUAUUAUGUUUUCUUUUAAUAAAGUUUUUAAUGUGAAUGAAAUACGAGUAAGUACACAUGCACUUUAGUUGUUGUUUUUUUUCGUUUAUUUUUUUUUUUUUACUUUUUUUUUUAAAACAAAACGGUUUGAGUUUAAUAAUAGAAUCUAAUAAGGAAAUCAAACAGAAUAGAGGGGUGUGUGUGUCUUACUGUCUGUAUGCUGUUACCUUUUUUUGUUUAUAAAUCAACACCGUUUUGUAUGAUCUUGAUGAAACUUUGUGUUAAUAUUUCGUUCACUUUUGACACCAGUUUAUUGAUAUAAGGUCGUUGGCUUGUCCUUCCAGGCCUUCUGUAGAGUCAAACCUUUGUUAGCCUGUUUACAUCCUAAUGCCGAACUUGAAUGAAACUUUUAUAAACUUUUUAUUCAAAAAAAAAUAUGAGCGUAACUUUUCCCUUCGGAUAUAGAGAAAUGUAAUAUCAAUGUAGCUGUGUGUGAAAUAGUAUCUUGAAUAAUUUAAAGGAAACAUAACUCUUCUAACAAAAAAUUACACGUCGUUCUGUCCCUUGUCUCUCUCUCUCUCGUUCUCCCUGGCUUCAACUGUCAGUCAUCUAUUUAUAAUUUCCACUACGACAGACUUGCUCGUUGUUACAUCAGAAUCUAUUGCCCUGAUAGAAACAAAUUACCCAACUAUAGUUUUAAAUGGUUACAUAG
Molecule: messenger RNA, 3474 nt
Organism: Biomphalaria glabrata
Lineage: Eukaryota; Metazoa; Mollusca; Gastropoda; Planorbidae
Product: pyrokinin-1 receptor-like
Exons: 5
Coding region: 121-1599 (492 amino acids)
Biological process (GO): neuropeptide signaling pathway
Cellular component (GO): plasma membrane
Molecular function (GO): neuromedin U receptor activity
Source: RefSeq, a predicted model, not a curated record